Aspergillus pseudoviridinutans is the source of this 1923-nucleotide messenger RNA. Its product is annotated as fungal specific transcription factor domain-containing protein. NCBI's taxonomy places the organism in Eukaryota, Fungi, Ascomycota, Eurotiomycetes, Eurotiales, Aspergillaceae. Gene Ontology annotation, biological process: DNA-templated transcription. Gene Ontology annotation, molecular function: DNA binding; zinc ion binding. The record is from RefSeq and is a predicted model, not a curated record. The transcript is spliced from 4 exons. Bases 1 to 1923 code for a protein of 640 amino acids.
AUGUCCUCUUCCACACUGACUGGGAUCAAUCCCAGACUCCAGCGGCUGGCGGACAUCCUGGCCCAAGCACAGGAGCUGCCAUAUGAAGCCUCCGAGCAAAGUCCAUCCUUGCCGGAAGCAUAUCGAUCUUCACCUCUUCCCAAAGAUGCGGCAACCCCGCAGCGCCAAUCGCAGGAAGAUGUGCUCGUCUUAGAAAACGGAGUACCUCGCUUUAUUUCCGGUAGACACUGGACCUGGAUGGCUGAAGAGAUUCAAGAUAUCCAAUCUCUGCUCAAGGAGUUGCAAGAGUCGUCGGCCCAACAGGCUCCAGACGAUCAUCUACUCUGGGAAACUGAUACCUCACCAUCUAAUGUGUACUGCUUUUAUCCCGAUACUCGAGGAGAUUGCUAUUUACUGCUGAAUGUUUUCCUGGCCAAUGUCGAUCCCGUAGUCCGAAUAGUGCAUCGUCCCAGUUUGGCUCGUCGCUUUGAUGGAUUUAUUCGUACCCAUUACUCCCUGGACAAGACUCCAGUCGGCAGCAGUUGUCACUAUAUGACAUUCGACAUCAAUCAAUCUGACACGUUUGAGCCGCUGGCCAUGUCCAUUUUCUAUGCAGCCAUUAAUAGCAUGAAGGAAACAGAUGUUUCUGCAGCUUUCAACACUGACAAAUCCCGUCUCCUGCUGAGGUACCGAGCCGGGAUCGAAGUAUACCUGAAGCAACAUGACUUCAUGACCUCCAGGGUCUUUGAGGUGUUACAAGCAUUUGUCAUCUUUUUGACUGCCCAAUAUCGCGAAGAUGAUAUAGGCAAAGUGUGGCCCUUGACGGGUCUUGCCAUUCGCAUGGCCACUAGUCAAGGCCUCCACCGUGACCCAUUGGCACUACCACAGGGAACGAUUGACAUAGUGCAAGUUGAGCUGCGCCGCCGUUUAUGGGCACAGAUCUGUCAUCUAGACUUUAGGGCUGCGGAGGGUCACGGCUUCGCUCCUUCAAUCCACGAGUCUGAUUUUGAUACGCGUCUUCCUCUUAAUGUGGAUGAUGUCGAUCUAAUAGAAGGAGUUGCGCCCUCUACCAGACUAUUGGAUGCGCCUAAAUUCACAGAUAUGACCAUCUAUCUGCUUCGGGUCACAGCCGCCCAAUGUUACGGGCGCAUUAUCCAGAUCACACACGCAUCACGAAAGAGAAUCCGCGCUUGUUCUCAGGGACCUUUGGGAGAAGCUCAAGUUUUGUCGGAACUUCAAACCCUGUUAAGAACUGCCGAGGCCAUGGCAGCGGAGCUGGAGACGGCACUAGAUAAUCUUGUCCAAUACUGCGACAGAAGGGUCAGCUUGCAAUCAAUGGCCUUACAACUCAGUGCUCAUCUAAAGUCCAAAUUCUGGGUCAUAUUUUGGAUCCAGAUAUCUCGCCAGGACCGCGAGAAGAUCAUCAGCCCGGCCAUGCGAAGGAGUAUAUUCAUGGAUGCAGCCACGACUGUAGAGAACUGGUGUACCAUCGCCUCAAGCAAGGAGUGUGAACCAUUCCAAUGGCAUAUUUCUUCACAUGCCGGCUUCUACCCCAUCCUUUACGUGCUUUCUGAGGUUCGUAGCCCUGUAUUUCAAACACCGGAAUGGGCCGAUCUUCGACAAAGGGGUUUGCAGGUAGCCAAUGCGAUUCAUGAAACCCGCGGGCAGCACACCACCGGGGCAUGGGCAGUCAUUAACUGGUUGAUUGAGCGAAUUCGAUCCCAGAGUCUCGAUAUCGCCGAGGACAAUCGAACAGCUGGUCUCACGCCAGGACCACAGGACGAUCCGAGGUUGAUGAGAUCAGGGGUGGAUAGCCUGGCUUCGGCCGGGAUAGAAUUAGAGGCUGCGGAUUUUCUGGGCUUUACGAACCUGGGAGACUUUGACUUCCCUGACCUUGGGGGUCUUGACCCGAUGUCGUUUUCUAGUCCUUCACAGUGGAGCUGA